Procambarus clarkii (red swamp crayfish) is the source of this 1102-nucleotide messenger RNA. RefSeq names its product Proliferating cell nuclear antigen (gene PCNA). Gene Ontology annotation, molecular function: DNA binding; DNA polymerase processivity factor activity. Gene Ontology annotation, cellular component: PCNA complex. The record is from RefSeq and is a predicted model, not a curated record. Lineage: Eukaryota; Metazoa; Arthropoda; Malacostraca; Decapoda; Cambaridae. Gene Ontology annotation, biological process: mismatch repair; leading strand elongation; regulation of DNA replication.
GAAUCAUCUGAAAACGCGCGAAAACAUGCAGAUAGGCCACCCUUGACGUCAGAGGCGGACUGAAGAGGUCUUGUAUUCGACAAUAUUACCUUUGUUUGUUGUUUACCAGCGAAGACACAUCAAGAUGUUUGAGGCUCGUCUCGUCCAAGGCAACCUAUUGAAGAAAGUGCUGGAUGCCAUCAAGGAACUGCUGAAUGAGGCGUCAUGGGACUGUGCCGACUCUGGUAUCCAACUCCAGGCUAUGGACAACUCUCACGUGUCCCUCGUGUCUGUCAACCUUAGGGCAGAGGGCUUCGACAAAUACAGAUGCGACAGAAACCUUAUAAUGGGCAUGGAUCUUACCAGUAUGUCCAAAAUUUUGAAGUGUGCUGCCAAUGACGACAUCAUAACCAUGAAGGCACAGGAUAAUGCUGAUACUGUUACCUUCAUAUUUGAGUCUCCCAGCCAGGAAAAGGUGUCGGACUAUGAAAUGAAACUAAUGAAUCUAGACCAAGACCACUUGGGCAUUCCAGAAACGGAUUAUGCCUGUGUAAUAAAGCUUCCCUCUGGAGAAUUCGCUCGUAUCUGCAGAGAUCUUAGUAACUUUGGUGAAAGCAUUGUAAUUGCUUGUACAAAGGAAGGUGUUAAAUUCUCUGCUGCUGGUGACAUUGGUACUGGAAAUAUUAAGCUUGCUCAAACUGCAAAUGUUGACAAGGAAGAAGAUGCCGUCAUUAUUGAAAUGCAGGAGCCAGUAACUCUAACCUUUGCCUGUCGGUAUCUCAACAUGUUCACAAAAGCCACCCCACUUUCACCUCAGGUUUCACUGUCAAUGUCUCCAGAUGUCCCACUAGUUGUCGAGUAUUCCAUUGGAGACAUUGGCCUUAUACAGUAUUUCUUGGCGCCCAAGAUUGACGACAAUGACUCUUAAUUCAAGACCAGAAUAACUUGUGAAUUUUCUUCAAAUCAAUAACUUGACAUGUAGCAUUUAGGAUGUUUCCUUUAUAGUUUACACAAGUUCCAUUAUAUUAGACAGUGGUGGUAUAUUUUUCAUUCUAUUUUAAUUACAUAUAAUCCCUUUUACCUGAAACUCCUUAUCGUGUCUUAAAUAUAUAAACUUCUUAUA